CCAAAAAAAUGAGCAAAAAAGUGGUAUUGCUCAAAAACGAAACAAUCCCUUUUGAUCCAUAUAAGACAGACUUCAAAAACCGUUCUGUGGACGCCCUUUUUAUUCCAUUACUAAUUCAUCAACCUAUCAAUCAUGGGGAGAUAGUAAAAUUUUUAACAUCAUCAGAGUACUUGGAUAAUUUUCAGGCAUUCAUCAUAACUUCCCAAAGAUGCAUAGAAUCGCUAGACAUUGUGUUAUCAUCCAUAGAAGACACGAACAUUUUACAAAAAAUACUGAAUAAACCAGCUUAUACAGUGGGACCGGCAACAUCUGAAGUUCUUGCGAAACUGGGGUUUGAAGAUAUCAGAGGAGGAGAAAACGCAGGAAAUGGAUCUAUUUUGUCUGAGCUCAUAGUUGCUGACACUUUCUUUCAGAACGGAAACAAAAAGAUAUUGUUUCUGACAGGAGAGAUUCGUAAAGACAUCAUCCCCGUGAAAUUGACUUCGGCAGGUUUUGAUCUUAAAGAAUUAGUCGCUUACAGGACGGAGGUGAUGAAAGAUGUUGUUGAGAGGUAUUCCUCAGUAUACAAUAAUUUGAGUUCAAGUGAUUGUGAAAAGUGGUUAGUAUUUUUCAGUCCACAAGGUACAGAAUAUAUAACCGAGCAUUUAUUAAGUCGAAAUUCAGAUUUCAAGAUUGCGAGCAUCGGCCCGAGCACUGAAGCCUAUUUGCUAGAGAAGGGUAUCAAGCCAGAUUUUGUCGCCAAAAAGCCAAAUUCUGUUUCACUAGUACAGGGAAUACUAGAUGCGUAAUCUAUCAAGGUUUCAUUUCUACUUUACUAGAAAGAAUGUAUAAUUUUAUUCAGUUCCGAUACCACCAAUACGCUUUCGGCCGUAUUUUUGUAGUCCAGCUCCAUUAUGAGAUCUUUUCGGCUCUGAUUCUUAAUCUCGAUUCCUGGUAACUGGAGCUUUCCUGGCUUCAAUGGAACAAAGGUUAGUUGAAACUGGAAAUGCGAACCAUUAUUUUUGAUUGUGUCGUUCAAGUUGAUUUUUGCUUCUAAAUUUUUGACCCCUGAAAUAAUCCACUUU
Molecule: messenger RNA, 1064 nt
Organism: Pichia membranifaciens NRRL Y-2026
Lineage: Eukaryota; Fungi; Ascomycota; Pichiomycetes; Pichiales; Pichiaceae
Exons: 1
Coding region: 9-788 (259 amino acids)
Biological process (GO): uroporphyrinogen III biosynthetic process
Molecular function (GO): uroporphyrinogen-III synthase activity
Source: RefSeq, a predicted model, not a curated record